This is a messenger RNA of Suhomyces tanzawaensis NRRL Y-17324, 2211 nucleotides long. RefSeq names its product rRNA-binding ribosome biosynthesis protein. The transcript has a single exon. Gene Ontology annotation, biological process: maturation of SSU-rRNA from tricistronic rRNA transcript (SSU-rRNA, 5.8S rRNA, LSU-rRNA). Bases 1 to 2211 code for a protein of 736 amino acids. Gene Ontology annotation, molecular function: U3 snoRNA binding; rRNA binding. Gene Ontology annotation, cellular component: small-subunit processome; nucleolus. Lineage: Eukaryota; Fungi; Ascomycota; Pichiomycetes; Serinales; Debaryomycetaceae. The record is from RefSeq and is a predicted model, not a curated record.
AUGGCAAGACAAAAGAGAAGAAGCACCCAUGCGGCUGCUGAGGUCGACCCUGAAUCUGCUCCUAAAAGGGCAAGACAAAAGCACGGACGUCAGCAGCUCAGAACCGUCACCAGAACGGCUAGAAGAGGCGAUGCCCUGGCUGCACAGAGCGAGAACUAUGACAAUACUGGAGAUAUAGAGGCCUCGGACCUGAAUGAGUCAGGAGAUGAAGAGGUGGAGCAAGAAAAAGAUACAGGAAUGGCUUAUAAUGCGUUGUUGACACUUUUAAAGUCCGAUCACCAGUCCAAGACGACUAAAACCAAGAGUAACAAGAAGCAAAAUGUGGUUAAGACAGAAGGCAGUAGUGACGAGAAAGAUGAUGAGGAAUUCUCCAACGAGGAGUUGGCAGGAGUCAACAUGAAUGCGGAAGAGGACGAGGAAGAGGAGGUGGACGAAGAAGAAGAAGAAGAAGACGAAGAUGAAACCAACACGAUCCAGAAAAAUCCCUUUGAGGCCCACUUCAACUUGGUCACCGAUGAAUAUAUUGAGGAGCAGGAGAAGUUGGUGGUGAAGCAGAACGAAAAGUGGACGCUGUCUGCCUUGAGUAAGGUGAGCAACUCCGACUAUUCCAUUUUAUCAUCCUUGCCACCAGGCAAGCCUGUGGCCACCCCAAUCGAUCCAGGUUCAGUUAAGAACGUCAAGGACUUAAGAUUGAAGAACAGAGUCUUGGAAGCGUACGAGAAAAAGUAUUCUGACAACAAGUUGAAUGCCUUAGACUUGCAUUUGGCUUCAUCAAUGUUUAAUUACAAGGAUGUGUGUUACUCAUACCAGUCCUUCAAGAAUGACACCCACAGAAAGCUUUACGCCAUGCAUGCGUUGAACCAUGUGUUCAACACCAGAGAUAGAAUCUUGAAGAACACCGCAAAACUCAAGGGAAACAGAGAGGACAAGCUCUCUGACGAAGGAGCUUCUGCUCUGGGCCCAGAAGAAGAGUUGGAAUUGAGGGAUCAAGGUUUCACUCGUCCUAAGGUGCUCAUUCUUCUUCCAACUAGAAAUGCUUGUUUCGAAUUGGUAGAGCAAUUAAUCCAAUUAUCGGGUAGUGAACAACAGGAAAAUAAAAAGAAGUUCACCCAGCAGUUUUACAGCGAUUCUGUCACUCCUGGAAACAAGCCAGAUGAUUUCAAGUAUUCUUUCAAGGGAAACAACAACGAUUUCUUCUGCAUUGGUAUCAAGUUCACCCGUAAGACACUUAAGCUUUAUUCUUCGUUCUAUUCCUCCGACAUCAUAAUAGCUUCUCCUAUUGGUUUGUCGAUGAUUUUGGAGAACCCAGACAAGAAAAAGAGACAGUAUGACUUCUUGUCAUCCAUUGAGGUUUUGAUAAUCGAUAGGGCAAAUCAAAUAGAAAUGCAAAACUGGGACCAUGUCUUGACCGUGUUCAAGUACAUCAACAAGAUUCCAAAGGAGUUCCAUGAUGCGGACUUCUCAAGAAUCCGGAUGUGGUACAUUAAUGAUCAAAGCAAGUUGUUGAGGCAGACCUUGGUCUUUUCUGAAUAUUUGACUCCCAACAUCAACAAUAUAUUGGGAGUCAAAAAGUCCAUCAACGUUGCUGGGAAAAUGAAGUACAGACCUAUAAUGGACAGUACAAACUGUAUCAUGAACUCCAUCGGGAUCAAGAUCAAGCAAAUAUUUCAAAGAUUCGACAGUGAAAUCAAUCCAUUGCAAGAUGCGGAAUUACGGUUCAAGUACUUUAUCAACACUACCUUACCAUCAUUAAUGAAAUCUUCCAGUUAUUCCAAUGGUAUCAUGAUUUUCAUCCCUUCGUACUACGAUUAUCUUCGGAUUAAGCACCACAUGAAGACUUCUACCAAAUUCUUGUUCGGCUCCUUGGACGAAUAUAGUAGUCAGUCCAAGUUGGAUAGAGUCAGACGGGCAUUCCAUGAUGGCAAGAUCAAGAUAUUGCUCUACACGGAGAGAUUGCAUUACUUCAGAAGAUUCGAAAUCAAUGGAGUCAAGACCAUGUUGAUGUAUGGUUUACCUUCCAACCCCUUGUUCUACAAAGAGUUGGUCAGAUUCAUUGGGAAGUCUGUAUAUCGAGAGGAGGUGGACUUGGACUUGGCGUUGGUGAAGGUCCUUUAUUCUAAGCUCGAUGUGGUGACUUUGGAAAGAGUUGUUGGUGCAGAAAGAGCGAGGGUUUUGUGCGGUGGAGUCAACGAGCUGUACGAAUUUAGAUAG